This is a messenger RNA of Choloepus didactylus (southern two-toed sloth), 2828 nucleotides long. RefSeq names its product 5'-nucleotidase, cytosolic II (gene NT5C2). Gene Ontology annotation, molecular function: 5'-nucleotidase activity. Gene Ontology annotation, biological process: adenosine metabolic process; IMP metabolic process. The record is from RefSeq and is a predicted model, not a curated record. The coding region runs from base 1 to 1713 and encodes 570 amino acids. The transcript is spliced from 18 exons. Lineage: Eukaryota; Metazoa; Chordata; Mammalia; Pilosa; Megalonychidae.
AUGACAACCUCCUGGAGUGAUCGGUUACAGAAUGCAGCAGAUAUGCCUGCUAAUAUGGAUAAGCAUGCCCUCAAAAAGUAUCGGCGAGAAACUUAUCAUCGGGUGUUUGUGAAUCGAAGUUUAGCCAUGGAAAAGAUAAAGUGUUUUGGUUUUGAUAUGGAUUACACACUUGCUGUAUACAAGUCCCCAGAGUAUGAGUCCCUGGGCUUUGAACUCACUGUGGAGAGAUUAGUUUCUAUUGGCUAUCCCCAGGAGCUACUCAGCUUUGCUUAUGAUUCUACAUUCCCUACCAGGGGGCUUGUCUUUGACACAUUAUAUGGAAAUCUUUUGAAAGUCGAUGCCUAUGGAAACCUCUUGGUCUGUGCACAUGGAUUUAACUUCAUAAGGGGUUCUCCGCUAGCUGCUCAAAAGAGACCAGAAACUAGAGAGCAGUAUCCAAAUAAAUUUAUCCAACGAGAUGACACUGAAAGAUUUUACAUUCUGAACACACUAUUCAACCUACCAGAGACCUACCUGUUGGCUUGCCUGGUAGAUUUUUUUACUAAUUGUCCUAGAUAUACCAGCUGCGAAACAGGAUUUAAAGAUGGGGACCUCUUCAUGUCAUACCGGAGUAUGUUCCAAGAUGUAAGAGAUGCUGUUGACUGGGUUCAUUACAAGGGCUCCCUUAAGGAAAAGACAGUUGAAAAUCUUGAGAAGUAUGUAGUAAAAGAUGGAAAACUGCCUUUGCUUCUGAGCCGGAUGAAGGAAGUAGGGAAAGUAUUUCUUGCCACCAACAGUGACUAUAAAUAUACAGAUAAAAUUAUGACUUACCUGUUUGAUUUCCCACAUGGCCCCAAGCCUGGGAGCUCCCAUCGACCAUGGCAGUCCUAUUUUGACUUGAUCCUGGUGGAUGCACGGAAACCACUAUUUUUUGGAGAAGGCACAGUAUUACGCCAAGUGGAUACUAAAACUGGAAAGCUGAAAAUUGGUACCUACACAGGUCCCCUGCAGUAUGGCAUUGUCUACUCAGGAGGUUCAUCUGAUACAAUCUGUGAUCUGUUGGGAGCCAAGGGCAAGGACAUUUUGUAUAUUGGAGAUCACAUUUUUGGGGACAUUUUAAAAUCAAAGAAACGGCAAGGGUGGCGAACUUUCUUGGUGAUCCCUGAACUUGCACAGGAACUGCAUGUCUGGACUGACAAGAGUUCACUUUUUGAGGAACUUCAAAGCUUGGAUAUUUUCUUGGCUGAACUCUACAAGCACCUUGACAGCAGCAGCAACGAGCGUCCAGACAUUAGUUCCAUCCAGAGACGUAUUAAGAAAGUAACUCAUGACAUGGACAUGUGCUAUGGGAUGAUGGGAAGCCUGUUUCGCAGUGGCUCCCGGCAGACCCUCUUUGCCAGCCAGGUGAUGCGUUAUGCAGAUCUCUAUGCAGCAUCUUUCAUCAAUCUGCUGUAUUACCCAUUCAGCUACCUCUUCAGAGCUGCCCAUGUCUUGAUGCCUCAUGAAUCGACAGUGGAGCACACACAUGUAGAUAUCAAUGAGAUGGAGUCCCCUCUUGCUACCCGGAACCGUACAUCAGUAGACUUCAAAGACACCGACUACAAGCGGCACCAGUUGACACGAUCUAUUAGUGAGAUUAAACCUCCCAACCUCUUCCCACUGGCCCCUCAGGAAAUUACACACUGUCAUGAUGAAGAUGAUGAUGAAGAGGAGGAGGAGGAAGAGGAAGAAUAAGGAGGAAAACCGAAACUCUGAGCACACAUUAAACACGUUCUGGCAGGAUCACAGGAGCAAAAGAUGUUCAUGUUUGGGUUCUAGUGGGGGAAGGGGGACUCCAUCAAAGGUACAUCUGGAAAAAUUCUGAAGACUUUAAAAUAUCCUUAUCAUAGAUUCUUGUUUUAGUUUUGUGUAUCUGCACUCCUUGCAGAUGGUUUAAAACUAAUCAAGUCUGUAUUUGGAGAAAGUAAGGGAAAGUCAGGCUGAACUACAUGCAGAUGGUUCCCAACAUGGCUUUUGCCUUGACUCUUUGUCUUUUUUCAUCAUCAGUGCAUCUUGGUGUAUCUGUAUACACUAAGGGUGGUAAAGGGUCUUGGGAUGGAGCAAGGAAGAUGAUGGGGAGAAAAGACCUGAAGAUGCUGUAAUGUUACAAACUGUGCACAUUACAAACUGUGUUGUUACUCCAAAAUCCAGCUUUUUCAUUGCAUUACACAGUAUUGUGUAAGAGUAGAGAAAUAUAUUAUUUCCAUUAUGAAGUGUGGUCUUCUGUUGCAGUCAGGUUUCCCUUUUCAAGGCUGUUCUGUUCUGUCAGUGGCUUUGCAGGAGUGUUCUCCAUUGGCUGCUGGGCUGGGCAGCAGGGGAUUUUAGGAGGCAAAAUACUUCAUCUGUACCUGUGUUGAUGGCACAAAUGCUUAGUAGUUAUCCAAAAAAGUAAUCUUCUUCUUACCUGUAAUAAAUCUAAAGAAAGAAUUUAGUUGAAAGAGAAGAAAAAAGGACGUUCCAGAAAAGGGGGAACCCCUUCUUAGAUUACUGCAUAACUGAGUAGAAUCUACUAGUGUGGGCCACACAGUGGAGGCUGAUUGCUGUAUUUCAAAAUUGAGCAUUACUAGAGCAGAGGACACAAUCAGUGUGAAUAAACUCACUUCAGAUCCCAAGUGAAAAUCAUUUCUUGUUUUGAACACUGUAUACUUUAGGGUAUUAUAACUGCCUCAUUUACAACAUUUCUAACAAUGUUGUAGACUCUUACCUUAAACUUCAUAUAGUUUCUUCCCUUAUUACUGUCAUUGGUCAAUAGGAAACGGUAAUGGUGGAUUAGCUGCUCUAGAAUUCAAUAAAGUGUAACAUUUCUAAUA